AUGUAUCAGACUAUUGAACUACACGUAAAAUUAUAACAAUAUACUGGCUAUAUUGCGGAAUGAUUUCGGUGUUUUCUCAUUUUCGGUGGCGAAAAUGAACGACCGUCCAGGGAAGGAGCAGCCGCUUGCAGGCCACGGGGCCGAUCCUUAAAGUUCUUCGUACAAGCCGGGGUAGCGACAUUAUUCCAAGCACACGCCUCAUGGACACGGGCCUUAAACCGCAUUCUACGCGGCACCCCGGGGUGCUUUUGUCAGAUGACACGUCGGUGAAUAAUUCACCUGGCGCGCAUACACAGUGA
Messenger RNA from Heterotrigona itama, 299 nucleotides. Lineage: Eukaryota; Metazoa; Arthropoda; Insecta; Hymenoptera; Apidae. The record is from the annotation of a GenBank genome assembly.